This is a messenger RNA of Daldinia vernicosa, 1341 nucleotides long. RefSeq names its product NAD(P)-binding protein. The transcript has a single exon. The coding region runs from base 219 to 1193 and encodes 324 amino acids. The record is from RefSeq and is a predicted model, not a curated record. Lineage: Eukaryota; Fungi; Ascomycota; Sordariomycetes; Xylariales; Hypoxylaceae.
GCCAUGUUGUAAUGAGUGGUCAAGGGACUACUUUCAGGUACAGUAUGUGGUAUCCUGGCAUGGAAUGUAUAUAUAAGAAGGACCUCCCUCUUCACUCACACAGUUGGUAGACUAAGUCAAUAUAUAACUAUAUCUUAUACAUUGUGUCUGUUAGCAUAGCAUAACAUUAUAAUAAUUCUUUAAGAGAAGAAUAAAAUAACACUUAACUUUUCGACAUCAUGUCUCCUUUUGGAUUCUCCACGACCAGCGAAGAGAUUGUCAAGGCCUUCGCCGACAAGAUCAAGGGACGCACAUUCCUCAUCACCGGAACUACUGCGAAAGGUCUUGGCGCCCAAUGCGCCAUCGCCUUAGCCCGCGAGUCGCCAGCACACCUCAUCCUCGUGAGCCGGAACAAGGCCAAGGUCGACCCCGUGUUGGAGGAGAUCGCGAGGAUCAACCCCAACGUCAAGACCACCUUUGUCACCUGCGAGCUGACCGACUUCGACUCCGUCCGAGCAGCUGCGGAGAAAAUCAACAACGACCCUUCGAUCCCUAAGAUCGAUGUCGUCAUCAACAAUGCCGGCAUUAUGAACGUUAAGACUUACACGCUGGAUAAGCAAGGAAUUGAGUUGACUUUCUCAGCGGACCACGUCGGGCACUUUCUCCUGACGAAUCUAAUCAUGAAUAAGAUCAUCGCCGCAGGUCCGGGCGCCCGCAUCGUCAACGUGACGAGCCGGGGCUACGGUAUUAGUCCCUUCCGUGGCGAUGACUACAACUUCUCCGACGGCAAGGCAUACGACGGCUGGAGCGCGUACGGCCAAGCCAAGACCGCCAACAUCCUAUACUCGCUCGAGCUAUCGCGGCGUUUAGCUAACAAGGGCGUUAAGUCCUACGCGCCACACCCCGGUUCCAUCUACACCACCAACUUAGCCAACCACCUGGAUCAGGAUGACUUCGCCGAGAUCGCCGAGAUAGCCAAACGGAACACCGGGAAGCAUUGGGACGGUGAGGCCACAUUAAAGAGAAAGGACGUGUCCCAGGGAGCCGCACCGUUACUCGCCGCAGCGCUAGACCCAGACUUCGAAGACAGACCUGGGUCGUACAUCGAAGACUGCCAGAUUGUCACUCCAUACGAGUAUGCCAGAGACCCGGAGGCUGCUCGCAAGCUGUGGGAAAUUAGCGAGAAGCUGGUAGGCCAGAAGUUUGACUUUUAAGGAAUGUCUCGCCCUCGUUCAGUCUAGAAGGGUAUCUAUGUAACCAUUCGUUUGAAGGAAGCUUAGAAGAUUAAGGGGUUGAAUAGCUAUCGGAUUCGGAUUCGGACUUGAAUUAGAUGUAGCUAUAUAGGCCAAAUGCGAUCUCUAC